UGUUGGGUUGUACCUCUGAUGUCCCCAAUGUCCCCAAAGCCCCAAUGUCCUGCUGUCCCUCACUUGGUGACGGUGAUGGGCACGCAGUGCCAGGCGUUGCUCAGGACCCCUCUCAGGUUCCAGAUGGGCGCCACGGUGUCGGGCUGGACAUUGUAGCUCUGAUGUCCCUGGUGUCCCCAAUGUCCCUGCUGUGUCCCCAAUGUCCCCAAAGCCCCAAUACCCCAAUGUUGGAUGUCGUACCUCUGGUGUCCCCAACGUCCCUGCUGUGUCCCCGAUGUCCCCAAUGUCCUGCUGUCCCUCACUUGGUGGCAGUGACGCUGACCCUGUGCCAGGUGUUGCUGAGGACCCCUCUCAGGUUCCAGAUGGGCCCCAUGGUGUCGGGUUGUACCUCUGAUGUCCCCAAUGUCCCUGCUGUGUCCCCAAUACCCCAAUGUCCUGCUGUCCCCAAGGAUGUCCCUCACCCUCAGUGUUGGGUUGUACCUCUGAUGUCCCCAAUGUCCCCAAUACCCCAAUGUCCUGCUGUCCCCAAGGAUGUCCCUCACUUGGUGACGGUGACGGGCACGCGGUGCCAGGCGUUGCUGAGGACCCCUCUCAGGUUCCAGAUGUCCCCAAUGUCCCUGCUGUGUCCCCAAAGCCCCAAUACCCCAAUGUCCUGCUGUCCCCAAGGAUGUCCCUCACUUGGUGACGGUGACGGGCACGCGGUGCCAGGCGUUGCUGAGGACCCCGCUCAGGUUCCAGAUGUCCCCAAUGACCCCAAUGUCCCUGCUGUGUCCCCAAUACCCCAAUGUCCUGCUGUCCCCAAGGAUGUCCCUCACUUGGUGACGGUGAUGGGCACGCGGUGCCAGGCAUUGCUGAGGACCCUGUGCAGGUUCCAGAUGGGCCCCACGUUGUCAGGUUGUACCUCUGAUGUCCCCAAUGUUCCCAAAGCCCCAAUACCCCAAUGUUCUGCUGUCCCUCACUUGGUGACG
Messenger RNA from Zonotrichia albicollis (white-throated sparrow), 968 nucleotides. The record is from RefSeq and is a predicted model, not a curated record. NCBI's taxonomy places the organism in Eukaryota, Metazoa, Chordata, Aves, Passeriformes, Passerellidae.